Molecule: messenger RNA, 363 nt
Organism: Corythoichthys intestinalis (scribbled pipefish)
Lineage: Eukaryota; Metazoa; Chordata; Actinopteri; Syngnathiformes; Syngnathidae
Gene: rpl29
Product: ribosomal protein L29
Exons: 4
Coding region: 65-304 (79 amino acids)
Biological process (GO): cytoplasmic translation
Cellular component (GO): ribosome; cytosolic large ribosomal subunit
Molecular function (GO): structural constituent of ribosome
Source: RefSeq, a predicted model, not a curated record
CGGUUUUACAAUUCUUCCUCUUCCGGUUGUCGUCUGUUCGUGUGGCAGGUAAACUACAGUCGCAAUGGCAAAGUCGAAGAACCACACGACACACAACCAGUCUCGUAAAGCCCAUAGGAACGGCAUCAAGAAGCCCAGAUCUCACCGCUAUGAGUCCUUAAAGGGGGUGGACCCUAAGUUCCUGAGGAACAUGCGCUUUGCCAAGAAGCACAACAAAAAGGGCUUGAAGGCAGCGAGGAAGGCCGCAGCUGCUGCUGCUGCCGCCGCCACCGCUGCCCCCAUCGCCGCCCCUGCUCAGAAAUGAUCUGUCUGCUCCUCACCCCACACACCUUUUGUGUCACAAUAAAGCAAUGCUUUAACAAA